AUGCUGAUCAUUUUUUUUCAAUAACUGUAAUGCUGCUUCUAACUCUAAUUAUAAUUUGUUUAAGAUGAGAGGGCAAAGUGUUUAGAUGGUACAUUAGGAGUAAUAUUUGCAAAUAUUAAUAGUCUUAUUACUUUUAAUAAGGCUUUGAAGGCGGUUAAAAUAAAUUUAUCAUUUAUUUUGAGGGAGGAGAGUAAGUCUGCUUUAAUAUAAAAGGUUUAUUUUAGGUAAUACUGAAGAGUAAUUUUUAAUGAAUGCUGUUCAAAAGUUUAAAUAUGAAUUUAAUUAAGGACCAAAACUUAGCAAGGAAGUUCACUAAAUAGAGCUAGCGCUUUUGAGUUUGAUGGAGUAUUAUCUUAGGAUGAAAUAAACAAUUACUAUUUCCAUAAUUGGAAUCUAAUCCAUAUUAAUUAUUGUGACGGAGUUGGUAUUCUCCAUCUUUUAUAAUUAUAGGCUUCUAAGGGUAUAAAUUUGAUUAAGUUAAUUACUAAUCAAACGUAUUGUAUUUUAGAGGCGAAUUAAUAAUAAGAAGCAUUUUUGACCACUUUAUAUCAAAUUUUUAAAAAGCUGAAAUAAUAAUAUUAUCGGGUUGUUCAGUUGGAGGAGUUGCAGCCUUGUAAUGGGAAUAGUAUUUUAGUUCUUUGAUUCCAGAAAACAUCUCGAUAUUAUGUGUUUCUGACUCAGGUAUAUUAUAUGAUAUGCAAUCAAUGAAUGGAUCUAAUUUAUUGUAGUAAUCGUUAAAGAUAAUGAAUUAUUUUGCUAAUAAUGAAACCUAAGUCCCUCAAAAGAAUUGUGCAUACGAUUUUCCGAAUCAGAAUUGGAAAUGUUUUUAUUUCUAAAAUUUAAUGCAUUAUAUUUAACAACCAGUAUUUAUUAUCUAGCCCUUUUAUGAUAUAAGUUUUCUAUAUAAGUAUCUUGAAAUAAAAUGUAUAUAAGACUUAACACUGAACAAUUGUUAGAAAAACGAAAUGAACUUUAUUGAUCAUGUUUUCUAAACAUUUCGCUAAGUGAUUAUAGAAUCGUUAAAUAACAAUUCCAAUACAGGGUCUUUUGCUCCCAGUUGUAUUGCAGAUUGGUAUUUCUAAAGAUAAAACUAGCUUAUUUAUAAGUUAGUUAUCAUUUUCCCCUAAUUGGACAGUCCCUGAAGGUUCAAAUAGGACAGUUUAUCAAACUUUAGUAAGAUGGGUUGAGAAUCAAAAAUACAAUUCUUAUUGCUAAAUUGAUUUUGGAUUGAUGGAUCAAUAACCAUGGCCAAAGAAUUCUGCCUGUGCUGGAUUAUCCUCUUCAAUAAACUUAAUUAAAUUGAUAAAUAUGAUUUUAUGGAUUAUUAUUAUUUUAUUGUGA
Molecule: messenger RNA, 1341 nt
Organism: Paramecium octaurelia
Lineage: Eukaryota; Ciliophora; Oligohymenophorea; Peniculida; Parameciidae
Source: the annotation of a GenBank genome assembly